UAUCAAAUCAGUUUGUCGGCAAUCGUAGCGAGUAACGGUGGAUUACGCGAACAGCUCGCCAAAUGCCAUGAAACGCGUUGUUGGAUAUUAAAGAGAGAAAAAACAAAAAAAAGAAAAGCAACAAUGUAGUGAGUUGGGACGUUUUCUUAUCCGACUGUUGAAUGGUAUUUGUGAUGGAUUUCGCCUUUUUUUUUGCCGAAAGCCUAGGAUUCCAGUGCAUCAGACCAGUUUAAAAGGCCAGCACACCAACACACAUAUGCUGGAGUACAUGUGUGUGUUGGAGGCUCUUCAUUGCGCUUAGCGACGGAAUUAAUGAAGUUGUCACACGUAGACGCGUUUAAAUGAGCGACUUUAUCUACAUUUCAAAUGUAUUGUGUGGCCAAAUUGACUCCGACGGCUCUUACACAUGUGUACAGUGGUGUGUGUGUGUCUAAUACUAUGGGAAGUAAAAUCUCGAAUUAACCUUGAAAGGCAACAGUUUUAUACGAAGACACGACGACACAGUCAAACUUGUAACGGAACAUAUCAGUGAAACAGGAUAUCAAAAAAAAAUAUCAGAAAGUUAAAUUACAAUUAAAAGCUACAAGUACAGUUAGGUAUCAUCAACAGAACGUUCCACUUCCUCCGACAAAAUGUUUUGGAUUUUACGACGCACCGGUGCAGCGAAUUUCUUCAAUUCGCUAAACAACAAUUGCAGCUCAUCGAAGGGCGGAAGUAGUUCGGGCACACAAGAUAAAUAUGUGAAGCGACCGCCGCGCAAAGCUUACGGGCGGCUUAGUGCCGAUUCGGACGAUGCCAGUUCACAGCAAAAGCACAAAAUCGAUGAUCCCUUUGACGAAUUUGAUAAUUUCAAAAUAAUAACUUCGGGCAGUGGAUGUAAUGAUGGCAAUGGCAAUGGCAAUGGCAACGUCAACGGCAAUGGCAGCGCCACAUGCCAACAUGUGCACUCAGGGGUGAGCGAUGGCGGGGGCGGAGGAGGCGGCCGCGCUGGCGCAGCUGCUAUUAAUGGAUCCAUGAUUCCUUGUACACUGCCCGAUUGCCAGGGAAAUUUCGUUAACGAAGGCAUGUGCCACCUAAAUGAUGCGACGGGCUGCGCGGGCGGCGGUGGCGCAUCGAAAUCGAACUCAUCCGCAAUGCAGAGGCACAAGGAAGUCAAUGAGAACACCAUUAACCGACUGCAAGCGAUGGCGAUGUCAGAUGAUGAUGAUUACGAUGAAUCUCUGACAUGCAAUGUUUGUGAUAGAGCUUUCCAUUGUCAUAGGCAAUUGGCUUCGCAUCAGCAGAAGAAACGUCAUUUCGGUUGCAACGCAUGUGAUAGUCUCUUUCCAUCACUAAUGAUACUCGAACAUCACAAAGAGGAGUUUGAACACUGGAGCGACGACGAGAUCAGUCGGCAGGUUUGCUGUAGACGAAAUCGGGGUGACGAUUACUUUACUGAUACCGACUCCUUCACCAGUGAGGCGGAGAGCGAGGACAUGGAGCGGUUAUUGUAAAUCGCCUCCAAGAAUUGAGCUGAGAGAACUAUUAUAUAUAAGCAUGAAUGGCAGAUAUUUUACAAAAGAGCUUACAAAAUAUAUGUAAGGGACAUCCAAGGCGUAUCAAAGUCUGCUUACAAGAAAAUCGAAAACGAGAUGGCAUUCAAUGCUGUCAAAGCAAUACAAGUACAAGGAAAGCCGUUCGAAAAAUUCUUUGUGUGAAACCGCUCGUGCGUGCCCGAGUCAACAAGUUGAUUAAACUAACAUAUGCUAGGUGUUUUUAUAUCCCAAAAGUCCACAACCUUUGACCGCAAGCGCUCUUUUCAAGUGUGUACGACAUCAAAAAGCAAACAUCUAAGCAAAUUAUAGCCACUGGAAAUAAAUAAGUGAACAUAACGGUACAAUAAUCGAGUACGCAAUUGUGUGUGAACAAGGGUGGUAGCAUAGCGGUACUUCAUUGGAGCAAAUGUACAAUAUAAGUUAAGUUUAAAGUUAAGAGAUCAUCCUCCCCAUUAAAAAUAGGGUUAAUUGAAUAUAUUGUAAAUAAAACGACUCUAGGUGGUGGAGAAGAUUCUCAUGCAAGAACACGCUUACCAAUGUACUUAUUAUACCUGUAAAGCCAGU
This is a messenger RNA of Bactrocera dorsalis (oriental fruit fly), 2099 nucleotides long. RefSeq lists its product as uncharacterized. The transcript is spliced from 5 exons. Lineage: Eukaryota; Metazoa; Arthropoda; Insecta; Diptera; Tephritidae. The record is from RefSeq and is a predicted model, not a curated record. The coding region runs from base 633 to 1493 and encodes 286 amino acids.